This is a messenger RNA of Bolinopsis microptera, 964 nucleotides long. RefSeq lists its product as uncharacterized. Lineage: Eukaryota; Metazoa; Ctenophora; Tentaculata; Lobata; Bolinopsidae. The transcript is spliced from 5 exons. The record is from RefSeq and is a predicted model, not a curated record. Gene Ontology annotation, molecular function: cysteine-type endopeptidase inhibitor activity. Bases 37 to 735 code for a protein of 232 amino acids.
ACUUGUUAUUGUAUUGACGUUCCUUGUUGCCCUAGAAUGAAGCUCUGGCACGUAACCUUGUUUUUGGUUGUAUGUUUGACACUAUCUGAGGCUGGAAAAAAGAAGAAGAAAAAUAAGGAAGAAACUAAAACCGAUAAGAAGAAUGCAAAGUGCGAGAAGAGGGUGGGGAGGUUUGAUCAGUGCCUGUCGUUAGGGUACCAGCCUAUACACUACAAGUCCUGCCAGGAUUUAUCCAUCGAGUUGGAGGGCAAAAAGAAGAAAACAUGCAAAAGAUUAGAAAUGAGCAUCAAGAAGAGAUGUAGUUAUACCUGUCAACCAAUGCUAGGAGGUAUCACGGAGCUGAGUGUUGAUGAUAAGGACGCAAUAGAAGCAGCAGAUAUCGGACUCAGAGAGCUGAGAGACCGUGCAGUGCGUCAGGGAACCCUAGAUGAGGACAGUGCUUUCGUCAGAGGAGAAAUCGUCCGAGCUAGAUACCAGGUGGUGGCAGGAGAAAGGUUCAUGAUAACAAUGAAGCUUGGUGUAACGGACAAGACAGAGUGUGCAGCAGCUGCAAAGGACAGAAUUGUGUCCUUUUCCGAUUGUAGUCACGAAGAAAAUAUGGGGACAUACUACUUUUCAUUUGUACGAGCUUCCUGGAAAAUGCCUCAAUACUACUUUGAAGAAUUUCAAGACAUAGACGGACCCGGGCUAAAAACCAAAUACUGGGAACGUGAUUUUACAGAUAAUUCUAGAUGAUUAAUUAAACCAAUGGAACAUUUUACGUUACACAUAUAUUCGGUGUAAAUCGUGCAGUUUUUUAUGCAUAUAAAAAAUGUUUGUUUUUUCUGUUUUUUCUUUUCUUUUUAAGUUUUUAGGAAUUUGACCUCAUUAAAGGCUAGAUAUUAUGUACUUUUAAGUUUUGAGACCUGAUAUUACUUAUUCAUUUAAAUGAUGUUAAUAAUAGUAUUUAGUUUUUACUCUUGAA